CCUAGCAUUCCCGAUCCAGAUCCCUCCCCUCGCCGCCACCCACCCCUCCCCUCCCUACCUCAGAUUGUCUCCCCUCUCCCCACUCUCAGAUCCAACUGGCCCGAGACGGAGGCCGUCGUGGACAUGGUCGCCACCACCGACCGCGAGUGGGGGUCCUCAUCCUCUCCCUUGUCGUCCUUAGCGGCGGCAUCUGGCUGAGCUACCGGGCCGCCACUACCGACUGCGAGUGGUUCCUGGAGCGGCCAGUCAUCGCGCUAGAGGCGCUGCGCCUGGUGCUCUUCCUCACGGGGCUCGCGGGGUCCCUCUUCCGCGUCUUCAUCAUCUUCUCCUUCGUCGUCACCAACUGCAGCCACGACGUUACGGCCGUGCGGCACCCGCCUUCAGAUCCCUCCGCCCACUCGUGCCCUUGCUCCCUUCUGCCUGCGGGGCUGCGCCCCUCGUGCUGCUCCCCAACGACGCCGGUAGGCGCGCGGGCUUGUCCAAGUGUCGGGCGACCGGUCGUGGUGGUACAAGCAUCGUUGAGAGGGGGCCGGAGGAGCCAUCUUCCUGGCCAUCGCCUACUUUGACCGCUUCUUCCUCUGGCGAUGCAUCGAUGUAAUGAAUCACCGCACAACCGUUGUAAAACAAAUUUAGCCUCUCUGCUUCUUAGGAACAGGAGGAUGAUGUGGUUGUGUGCAUGUAGAGGACGGCCAUGCCGUGGGCGGCGCGGCUCCUAUCCAUGGCCUGCGUCUCUGUGGCGGCGAAGAUGGAGGAGUUCUGCGCACCGGCACUGUCGGAGCUCGACGCCAGCAGCGGCUACGAGUUCUGCUCCGCCUCCGUCCGCUGAAUGGAGCUGCUCGUGUUGUCAACCCUCGGCUAGCGCAUGGCCGCCGUUACGCCCUUCGACUACCUCCCCUGCUUCUCUUCUCGGCUCGACCGGCACGACGGCCGCUGCAGCGGCAAGCAUGACCCCGCCCACGUGGCCCUCAAGUCCAUGGACUUCAUCUUUGCCACAACCGAAGCGCACCUGCUUCGACGCCGACCCGUCCAUCGUCAUCGCCUUCGAGGACGACAAGGACACUGCAAGCAUCGUCGGCUUCCACCACUACCACAUCGUCGUCACCUACAAGUUUCACGAUGGCGUCUGGGCCAUCGAGUCCUUCUGCAGCUGCUGCCGCUGCUCCUUCCACAAUUUGGGUGGGACUCGUCAGAUCAGCCUCCUUGUUUCCUAUUUUAGGUGAAGUGUGAAUCCUUAUCCGAAGCUGUGAAGCAUAUCAGCAAAGAGUAGCAUAUUAUGUGUUGUAAUUGUAGGCAAUAGUAGGCAUUUCUGGGUUGUAAUAUACUGUAACGAUUGUAAUAGAUUAAUGUAGUAUUGUUCUGGACCAAUUUCAUUUGCUCUCUGGUCUAUUUGAAACAAUGAUUGUGUAUGUGAUUUGAAU
Messenger RNA from Triticum dicoccoides, 1418 nucleotides. RefSeq lists its product as uncharacterized. NCBI's taxonomy places the organism in Eukaryota, Viridiplantae, Streptophyta, Magnoliopsida, Poales, Poaceae. The record is from RefSeq and is a predicted model, not a curated record. Bases 585 to 1220 code for a protein of 211 amino acids. The transcript is spliced from 3 exons.